AUAGGGUUCAAGAUGCUGUUUGGUUGUUCCAGAAGGUAUUGCAUGAGAAAGUGUGUGAGGUAAAUCAAGUCACACUAUUAAUACUGAUCGAUGGCCUCUGCAAGGCAGGGCACACUGUUAAGGCUAGUAAGCUGCUUCACUUAUUUGACGAAAAAGGGAAGCUGCAAGCCAGAUAUUUCUGCAUAUAACACCGUUAUUGACUCGUUGUGUAAGGAUAAAAUGGUGGACGAUGCGCUAGGCUUGUUUGAGAAGAUGAUGGAAAAGGGCAUUCCUCCUGUUGUCGUGACCUAUAAUUCGCUAAUUGAUGGGCUAUGCAAAUUCAGUCGAUGGGAAGAUGUCAAACAGUUACUGAAAAGAAUGACGGAUUACAGAGUUUCUUUGAGUGUUCAGACAUACACCAUUCUAGUGAAUGGGUUUUGCAGUGAAGGAUGGAUCGGCGGUGCUGAAAAAAUCAUGAAUAGAAUGAUUCAAGAAGGUGUUGAUCCUAACAGAAUCACUUACAAUGCUUUGAUGGAUGGAUAUUGCGCACAAGAAAAAAUGGACAGUGCAUUGCAAAUUUUAGAGAUCAUGAUAGAUAGGGGAUGUGACCCUGAUAUUCGCACAUAUAAUAUUUUAAUAAAUGGAUAUAGCAAGAAUGGGUGUUCAGAUAAAGCCAUACAGCUAUUUGAUAAAAUACCGAGUCAAGGCUUAAAGCCCACACUUAUUAGCUACAGCAUAAUGCUGGACUGUUUAUUUAAGGCAGGGAGAUGUGGUGAUGCUGAGAAGCUCUUUAAAGAGAUGGUGGCAAAUCGAGAGCAUCCAAAUCUCAUCAUCUACAACAUUGUUUUGGAUGGAUUCUGCAAGAACGGUCGUGUUUCACAAGCGCUUUCUUUACUAAGGAUGAUGGAAGCUAAGAGUUUUGUCCUUGACGUAGUCUCCUAUACUACUCUCAUUAAUGGACUAUUCAUAGAUGGAAGGCCAUGGAGCGCAAUAGAAAUAUCAAAUAUUCAAUGUCAUUCCUUCUAAAGGGCUGCAGCCAAAUAAGAUAACUUACUUGAGUAUGAUAAGUGGUCUUUGCCGAGAAGGUUUGCUAGAAGAUGCAAAAGAUAUGUUCAUGAAAAUGGAGAAAAAUGGGCACAUGGCUGAUAGCGUGAUAUACAAUAUACUCAUACGUGGGUUAUUGAAAAAGAACGAGCAUCUUGAAGCAAUAUUGCUCUUGGAGGAGAUGUUAAGAGUUGGAUUCUCAGCCGACAAUAGAACCUCUGAGAUUGUACUUGAGACAAUUCUGCAAGAAGGACCAGAUUCCACUCUACUUCAUAUGCUUUUGAAAAAAGAAAUUGAAGGAAAUAGGGAAAAAAUCCGCUCUUAAAAUGGUUACCGUGAAAUGUAUGUAUUGGUUUAUCUUUCAUGUCUGUCUGAAUGAUAGAUUGAUAGAUGCUAAUUUAUGAUAAACAAACACAAAGAACCAGAACUCAGUGUGUAUUCUCAUUCUUGAUGAAAGUAGUCACUCUUCUGAUUAUGACUUGUUUCUUAAAGAUGCCAGAAGCUUUUUGCUCAAAAGUUAUAAAUGUGUUCAAGUCAACAUGUGCAAAUGAGAGAUAUGUAUCCAUAAGGAAAAGGUAGGCUAAAAAAUUGCAUGUCAACUUAAUUCCGUGUUCUUUACCCUAGAAAUAUUUUGUUCUCAAAAUGCUGCAUGGUUGAAUCUUAGGGAAAGAAAAAAUGAUAAGAAAAACGGGUUUGUUUUCUCAUGUUCGGUCUUACCCAGCAAAAUACAAAGGAAAUUCAAAUUUUAUC
Cuscuta epithymum is the source of this 1773-nucleotide messenger RNA. Lineage: Eukaryota; Viridiplantae; Streptophyta; Magnoliopsida; Solanales; Convolvulaceae. The record is from the annotation of a GenBank genome assembly.